Messenger RNA from Staurois parvus, 280 nucleotides. NCBI's taxonomy places the organism in Eukaryota, Metazoa, Chordata, Amphibia, Anura, Ranidae. The record is from the annotation of a GenBank genome assembly.
UAAAAAAUCAAAUUUCAUCAUAAAUUUAGGCCAAAAUGUAUUCUGCUACAUGUGUGGCGGGCAUUCUGACACUGGGGGGAACUGUCUUGGUGCCACUGACAUUCCCAGUGAUAGCAAUACAGUGAUCAGUGCUAAUAAAAGUACUGACACUGUACUAAUUGCACUGGGCAGGAAGGGGUUAACAUGUGGGGCGAUCAAAGGGUUAACUGUGUGCUGUGCUUUACACUGUAAGCACACUGCUUUCUCCUGCACAUUGCUUUGUAUGGCUCUGCAUAGCAGA